AUAUACUAUCUUACUAUACUAAAAAAAUCAAUGAAAAAACUGAAAUCACUGAAUUACAACCCGGAAGUAAAUUAUAUAUCCAAAUACAAAAUGAUGAUAGAUUAGGAUCUUGGCAUAUCAAAGAAUUAAAAGAUAUUAUUAAAAAAAGAGGAAAUAUAUUAAUUGAAAAUUUUAAAACAGUGAUAAUAAAUGAAAAAGAUCAUGAAAAAAUAAAUAGAUAUAUCGAAACGUUAAAAAAGGUUAAUGUAUUUUUCUUGGAAAAUAAAGAUGAAUUUAAAAAAGAACUUGAUAUAUUACAUUCAAAAUUAAAAAUAAUAAAUGAUUCUAAAAUAAAUCCAAAUAUCCUAAAUAAUAAUAUUUCCAUCAUUUUCAAAAAAAGAAAAAAAAAUUAUAUUAAGUUAAAACCUAUACACAUUUCAUUUAUUUUACCUAUCAAAAAAUCUAUAGAAUUCAUUUUAAAAAGAUAUAAUAAAAUCAUAGAUUCAAAUAACGAAACAUCAACUAAACAUCUUUAUAAAAUAAUUUCGGAAAAUCUCAAACAUUACAAAGAAAGUUUUUAUAUCAAACCUUGGAAAUCUGUCAUCUAUAAUGAGAAUAUUAAAUCGAAAUCUUAUGAUUGCGUAAAUUACGAUACCCAUAAUAAAAUCAUUGAAGAUUGUAAAAUCGGAAAUAUAUCAAAUUACAUUCAUUCUGAAACAAAAAAUAACUUUGAUGGACUAUUUAAUAUCAUAUGGGAUGAUCUUUUAAAAAAAUACAAUUUGAUGACAAGACCGGAAUAUCUCAAUGCAUUUAAUGAAUAUAGUGAUUAUGUGGAUACACAAAACAUGAAUAAAGAUUCAUACAUAUUUGAAAUGUCAUAUGAUCGAUUUAAAUAUUUAUUAGAAAAUGAUAAAAAAAAUAUCAUAGAUUAUUGUGAAUCGGGAAAAUAUGAAAAAAUCAUCAAUAAAAAUAAUUCAUUAAAAAAAUAUACUAUUGAAUUACAUAAAAUACGAAAUGAUAUAUGUAAAGAAAUGUUAAUAUCUUUACCUCUAAAAGAAAAAUUUUUCAAAAAUAUUAUGAAUGACGAUACAAUAGAUUUAUCAAUGUAUAAAGGAUUCAUCUACAGUUCAUUAAGAAAUAAAGACGUAGUAUAUGAAUUAGAGGAUGAAACAGUUAUUAACCUAGAAAAAAAAAGAUUGAAAUUUUUAGAAGAAUCUUCAACAAUAAACUGGUUUAAAUGGUGGAGAUUUUUAUUGGAUAAUCCCGAUAACCUAAACAUUGUCGAUAAAUAUUGGUUAUUCAAUUCAGUUAAUGAAAUGAAUGGAAAAACAAAAGAUACUUCUUUUUACAAAAAAAUAGGUUAUACAUACGUCAAUGGUUUAAAAAAAUGCAAUCAAGAACAUGAAGAUGUAUGCACAAGUGAAAUCUUAAAAUCGAUCGAAUCUGAAAUCGAUUGUUCAUCAUUAACUACAAAUGGAUUAUAUAACUCAUUACUUAGCAAUGAAUAUUUCAACAAACUGAUUAAAUUUAAUAUCGAUGAAAUAAAUGAAAUACGAGUAAAUUUAGAAAAACGAAAAAAUCAAUUAAAAGAUUACUGUGAAGUCGAAUUCUUGAUAGAUGAAUUUUCAACAAAUAACAGAUUUGAAAAUUUCAUGGGAAAUAGUGUUUACGAACCUUUUUUUUGGAAUUCUAACUCCUAUUCAUUUUCAAACGAUGAAAAAAAAAUCAUUAAAGAUUCUAAUAUAUUUUCUAAAAGAUUAAAAGAUAAAAGAAAAAUACAUGAAAAAUAUAUCGAAGAUGAUGGUCCUAUCAAAUCUUUAAUCCAAAAAGUAAACAUACCAGAAUACAAUAAAAAAAUUCUCGAAAAUCGAAGAUUAGAAAUAUUACACGAUGAUUUAAGAGAUAAUAGAAUACUAUCGACUGAACAAAAAGAAAACAUCUCAACAUUGAUUCAAAAUAAAUUAUCUGAUAUAUCUCAAGCCACAAAACCAUCUAUAGACUUAUUUGAUGAACUGAAAAAAGAAAUAGAAGAUAUCGAUAAAGAUAAUGCAGACAAAUUACUGGAUAACGAAAAUCUUGAUAAAAAAAUAGAUAAUUCAAACUUACCAAAUGAUGAUAUUGAUGAAUUACAAGAAAAAAGAAGAGAAAAACUAUUAAAUUUCAGAAACAAACUACAAGAUAAAAUUCUUAGAAGAAGAGAAAAUCUUUUUCCUAUCACCCCACCUAUUGAUGAAAAUCUUAUAUUUCACGAAAUAAGAAAUUUAAUUACUGAUGUUGAUACAAAUGUGAUAUCUGAAGUUAAGAAUCUACUUGACAAUGAAAACAUUGACAAAAGAAUCAAAAAUUCUAAAAUAUCUUAUAAUUUAAUCAAUGAAUUACAAACAUUAAGAAGAAAUAAAUUAGAUGAAUCUAGACAAAAAUCAUUUAAUGAAUUAAACAAAGAAAUAGACAGAAGUAAAAAAGAAGAUUUAGAUAAAAUAGAUACUUUGAUAAAUAAUAAUGAAAUCUUGUUAAAUAAGGAAAAACAAACAUUAGUAGAUAGAAUAACUAAAAUAAGAGAAAAAAUAAAUGGAUAUGAAACAGAAAUAAAAGAUUCAGAAAUGAUUAAUGAAGUUGAUAAUGUAUUUAAUAAAUUAUCUACAGAUAAAACAUUACCAAGUGAAGUAAAACAUGGAUUCAUCAAAAUACAAGAAGACAGGAAAACUGAAAUAUUACAAAAAGAAAAUAAUGAAAAAUAUGAUAUCAUUAAAGAUGAUAUUGAUAGAUUCUUAACUCCUGAAACUUUGGAUAAAUAUAUUUGGAUGAAAAAUAUCUUGCUUCUGGAAACACAAAGGCAAAACUACACAAACUUAGAAAUGAUAGAAUGA
This is a messenger RNA of Scutellospora calospora, 2846 nucleotides long. The record is from the annotation of a GenBank genome assembly. NCBI's taxonomy places the organism in Eukaryota, Fungi, Glomeromycota, Glomeromycetes, Diversisporales, Gigasporaceae.